AUGAGCAGGAGGCAGUAUGGAUUUAUGCCAGGAAAGAGCACGGAGGAUGCCCUUUACGAUAUCCUGACGAAAGCGAGAAGCCACAUAGAAAACAAAGAGAUAGUGUUGAUGGUGUCGCUAGAUAUCGAGGGGGCUUUCGACAACGCAUGGUGGCCAGCUAUCAAGUACCAACUAUCAAAGAAAGACUGUCCCAAGCAAUUGAGACUAGUAGUGGAGGACUACUUUAAAGGCAGGAAGGUGGUGGUACGCUACGCAAACAGAGAGCAUGUGAGGCGACCUGAAAAGGGAUGCAUUCAGGGCUCGAUUAGCGGCCCCACCUUCUGGAACAUCCUGCUCGACCCACUACUGGUCGAACUGGAAGAGGACGGGACUUAUGCACAGGCAUUCGCAGACGACGUGGUGCUGCUGUUCAGUGGAACAGACACGCACUCGAUCGCGCAACGAGCAAACGUAGCCCUCGAGUACGUGAGGAAGUGGGGUAUCGAGAACAAGCUCAACUUCGCGCCACAAAAAACCAAGGCAAUGGUCCUGACGCGAAGAUUGAAGUUCGAUACCCCAAUAAUAAGGAUGAACGGACAAGACAUAGCCAUAGAGAAAGAAAUAAAACUGCUGGGACUGACAAUAGACGGAGGGCUCACGUUCAACAAGCAUGUGCAUAAUGUCACCAGAAAAGCGGCAGAAAUAUAUAAAAAAGUAUCUAGAAUGGCGAAGCUGGAAUGGGGAAUGACGGGAGACAUGGUACUCCAGGUGUACCAAGCCGUCAUUGAGCCGACGGUAACAUACGCGUCGGCAGCCUGGGCACCGACAGUAAAGAAAAUGUGCACAAAGAAAAAACUGGAGACGGUGCAACGGGCCUUCGGACAGAAGAUCGCAAAAACGUACAGGACGGCAUCGCUAAAUUCCGCGACGCUAUUGGCGGGGAUACUGCCCCUCGACCUCAGGGUGGAAGAAGCCGCCGCGAUGUUUGAGGCCAGAAGGGGGUCAUCCCCGUUUAUACGCGAAGGAGACCGGAUUGAGCGUGCCGUACCUGCUAUAGAACAACCCCAUCCUGCGGAAAGACCAGAUAUAAGCUUCGCCAUCACAACUGACCCUGGCCAAAUACAAAAUGAAAACAUAACGGCCAUAUACACAGACGGGAGCAAAACAGAGAAGGGAGUCGGAGCGGCUUGGACGAAAUGGGAGGGAGGCAGAGAACGAAAAUGGAAGAAGAUAAAGAUGGCCCCUUACUGCACCGUGUAUCAAGCAGAGCUAGCGGCUCUCGUCGGUGCAGUUAGGGAGGCGACGGCAGCGGGUGCUGACGUGAACAUCUGCAGCGACUCGAGGUCCUCGCUCGAGGCCAUCGCGGGCGGACGCUCUCGGAACCCCCGAGUAGUCGAGAUCCGCAGCCACCUGGUGGAGAGCCGAAAAAAGGGCCAAAACAUAAGACUCCACUGGGUGAAAGCGCACGUCGGCACGGAGGGGAACGAGAGGGCGGACGAACUCGCGAGGGCCGCUGCGGAGACCUCUAAGGUCAAAGCAGUCCACGUAGAGUACCCGCUGUCGUACAUAAGGAAAGAAGUAAGACGGAAAACGAUAGAAGAAUGGGACAAACGAUACAGAGAAGGGACUACGGGCGGAAUAACAAAGAUUUUUCUGAAAAAUGUUGCGAGCGCUCAUAAACAACUGAAAGAAGCGAGAUUUAGCCCUGAAAUGGCACAGAUACUCACAGGCCACGGGCCUUUUGCCGAGUACCUGUGCCGCUUCAAAUUAAAAGAAACACCAGAAUGCGAGUGCGAUAGCGGGGUGGAACAAACCAUCCCGCAUUUACUUAUAGAGUGCCCCAUUUUUGCCUCCUCCAGAUGCGACCUGGAACAGAUGACAGGCAUGGUGGUCAGUCUUGAAGGACUGCCCGACAUGCUAGCCUGUUACAGAUCGCACCUGGAGGAAUUUUGCAUAAAAAUAAUAAAGAGAACCGCCAAAUUUAAUGGAAGUAAGGGAGGGGCGGGGACCGCGAGGCGGCCGGCGCCCACUUGCUAA
Pieris rapae (cabbage white) is the source of this 2016-nucleotide messenger RNA. RefSeq lists its product as uncharacterized. Lineage: Eukaryota; Metazoa; Arthropoda; Insecta; Lepidoptera; Pieridae. The transcript has a single exon. The record is from RefSeq and is a predicted model, not a curated record. Bases 1 to 2016 code for a protein of 671 amino acids. Gene Ontology annotation, molecular function: RNA-DNA hybrid ribonuclease activity; nucleic acid binding.